Dentiscutata heterogama is the source of this 749-nucleotide messenger RNA. NCBI's taxonomy places the organism in Eukaryota, Fungi, Glomeromycota, Glomeromycetes, Diversisporales, Gigasporaceae. The record is from the annotation of a GenBank genome assembly.
AUGAUAUUUUGUCAGAACCCACAAAUUUACAUCAUGUUAAACGUGGUAUACAAACUAAUGGUGAAGAAAUUGUUGUCGAUAAUGAUGAUGAAAUAAGUGGUCAACGAUCAAACGUUCACAGUUUAUUUUCAUCGGCGGGAAAACGUGGUUCAUCACAUGAAACAGAAAUAUCUGAAAGUGUAAUGUUGGCUACUAAUUCAGUGGGUGAACCAGUAUUCUCAUUAAGAAAUCCUGAAGAAUAUAGAGGACCGGAGGUUGUACAACGUUCAUUAAAAGGUAAACUUGUUGAGGAGUCAAUAAUUAAUAUUGAAGAUAGUUUAUUUGAAGACAUGAGUAGUAAUGAAGCAGGUGGAAGUGGAGCAAUGGGGGAUGUAUAUGACGGAAUAUAUGGAGAUGGUGGAAGGAAUAGUAGUUCAUCGAAACGAUUAAGUAAUAUAGGAGUUAUUGGAAAUACUGAUGAAUUAUCACUUGAAGAAGAAAAUGAUACAACAUUUUCGGAAUUUGAUUUAGAAGAAAAUAUAGCAGCAUUUUCAGAAUUUGAUUUUGGAGGAAUUUAUCCGCAAGCAGGUAUAAAUAUCGGAAUUGAACCUGAAUUAUUGACGACAACAUCAGGUUUUACGUUUGAUACUUUUCAAAGAAGUAGAGACAUGGAAACAGCUUUGGAGAUGGAUAGUACAACCGUGAGAUCAUCUCAAACUAUUAAUACGCAGAUAGGGAACAGUGAAGAUAAUCAAGAAAGUGAUGAGUAA